AUGAAAACAGGCCUGUUAUAUGGCAUUGUUGCAAGCUCCAAAACGCGAAUGCGUUGUGUAUUUUGCGGAGUAUACAUUCCGAAAGCAAACAAAUGUAUUGAGGAGCACACAAAUGGCACAAAACAUAAAGAAUGUAUAGAUCAAAUGGCUGAACAUGGAAUAAUUUAUAAUAAUGAAGAGUUAUACUGUAGACCGUGUGAUUUACAUUUUGGAGAAGAAGAUUCUGUUGCUUCCCAUCUCGAAAAUGAUGAUCACGCAAACUGGAUUGCAACUGUCGACGAUUUAAUAGAGGGUGAGUUUAUAAAUGUUAUUUCUUAUAUGGCCAGCGAAAGCGAUGAAGUAACUUGUGAAGUGUGCAAUUGUAAUAUGUAUUGCACACUGCAAAUUAUUGAAGAACAUGUAAACGAAAUUGCUCAUCGUAAUAACGUAGCUGAAAAACUGAGGCCUUUAAAUGGAAUAUUUCCUGUUGAAAACGAAGACGAAAUGUGGUGCAAAGUGUGUGACGAAUAUUUUGAAAAUUCAGCAAAGGGCAUUCUACAACAUAUUGAUGAAUCCCAAACACAUGUAGAUUGGUUUAUGAAGCUUGUUAAUCUUAUUCAAGCUCAGGAUGUAUCUGUCCAAGAUUUUCUCAGAUUGGAACAUGAGAAAAAUGCAUAUUGUAAUGUAUGUCAGAUGGAAGUGACCUGCGAACUGCAAAGUAUUGAAGAGCAUGUGUAUAGUGAUGCACACUUAAAUCAAUUUAGU
This is a messenger RNA of Brenthis ino (lesser marbled fritillary), 744 nucleotides long. NCBI's taxonomy places the organism in Eukaryota, Metazoa, Arthropoda, Insecta, Lepidoptera, Nymphalidae. The record is from the annotation of a GenBank genome assembly.